AUAACUAUGGACACAUUAUCAAAAGAAAAUGAUAUGGAAAAAGAAAAUGCAAGCCAGCAGGCUUCUUCUUUUAAAGAAAUAAGUGAGAAAGCAAGAAGAAAGAGCACAGAAUCAAUUGAAGACAUCGAAGAUACUAUUAAGAAAGAGUCACAAACUCUUCUUAAAAGAAUUCUCGACAGUAGGACUAAGCAAUGCAAGCAUAAAGGAGGAUGUAUAGAUAAUGUUGUCAAAGGAGCAGUCAAGAGCUUUAUGCUAGGAUUUGCUACCAAAUAUUCAAUCAACCUUUUGGCAGGACUUAUGAGACCAAAAACAUUACUCAAUGCAUUAUUCUCUGCUAAAUCAAUCCUAGAUUCAGGAAGGUUCAUCCUCUUCGUUAUUAUCUUUAAUAUCUCGUACAAAAUAGUUCUUUGCACUCUAAGGAGGAUCAUUAAGAACGAAAAGUUUAAUUCAAUUGUUGCAGGAACCGUAUCAGCAUCAACCCUUGCAAUGGACACCUUCAAUAGGAGAAUGAUGAUCUCCUUGCUGUUCUUCUCAAGAUCUUUGGAAACAUUCUACAACUGGUGUGGACCUAGCUACAAGAUCUAUCUAGGUGAGACAAUCUUCUUCAUGGUCCAAUGCGUCUUUAUGAAGUACCUUUAUGCUUAUGAAUGGGAGCUAGUUCCGAAAUCCGUCGCAAAAAUUUAUAAGGCAUACUCCUUACAGAAGAAGAACGACUUACUAAUCAAAGAGAAUAUCUGGAGAGUCAUGCUUGACUCCAAGUUCAAGAGAUAAGCC
This is a messenger RNA of Moneuplotes crassus, 774 nucleotides long. NCBI's taxonomy places the organism in Eukaryota, Ciliophora, Spirotrichea, Euplotida, Euplotidae. The record is from the annotation of a GenBank genome assembly.